AUAGGCACUGGGGUUUUUUUGAGACGAGAGGGUCGCUCAUUGCGGUACAAAUAAAAAUAAAUAUUUAAAAUUGAACGGCGUGCCUUCAUAGCGGAGGGUCCUGCCAUUUUUCAACAAACAAGGAUACUAUUUAUUCUGAGGUUAUUGCCCACAGAUGAAUUUUGAGCAGCCUCCUCCAUAUCCGGGCCCUGGCCCCACCGCUCCAGGCUACCCAGCCCAGGGCCAUCCCCCACAAGGUUAUCCUCCUCAGGGCUAUCCUCCUCAGGGAUACCCUGUUAACAUGGAACAGCCUAAUCCAGCCUACCCUAAUUACCCUGCUGGACCCAUGGGCCCCGGGGGCCCAUAUCCUGGCCCAGGACAACCACCUUAUAAUGGAUACCCCGGACAGCCACAGUUUGGCUGGCAGGGGGGUCCACCUCCUGGGCCCAUGUAUGGGGAAGCUCCCAAAAACACAGUGUACGUGGUGGAAGAUAGGAGGAGAGAUGACACAGGAGACACAUGUCUGACAGCCUGCUGGACAGCUCUGUGUUGCUGCUGUCUCUGGGACAUGCUGACAUAACAUUAUUCCCCAACUGUUGACCUCAUUACCCCCUGCUCAGUUUCUGUGCCUCGAAUCCCACCACCCCAUCAACCUCCCCCGCCUUAAACCUUGUACUCCCUUACAGUCCUUAGCCCGUUUCCUCUCCCAAGUUUUUUUUUGCUCGUCUAUAAAUAAAGCCGCUUCUCAGUCCCACAUGGAAGUCUACAAGUCUCUUCCCAGAGUCCCUGCUCUUCCUUGAUGUGAAGUCCUCAGCACUGACUGACCCUGUCUAGGGGUACUCUGUAGCAGCUUGUAACCAAGCUUCUAAGCAUACCCUAAAUCUCAGGCUCUGUAUUGUAAUCUUACACCAACACACAACACACGGCACAUGCACAUGCACAUGCACAGCACAGCACAGCGCAGACAAGGCAGAUAAACACACCAAAAAAAGCGUCAAGUGUCAUGUUGCACACAUGCACCCACGCUCAUUCACUAAUGCUCACGCACAAGUACAUACAAGACACACAUACACACACAUACUUGGAUCUCAGGCUCAUCUGGUGAGAGGCUAUCCUUUGGCACUUUAUGAUCUUAUUACCUCUGUAAGAUUCUACUCCUGCCUACCCCUCCGGCCAUCUCUCAAGCAACCCCAACCCCCCACCCCCUCCAUUCCAUCAAUGCUACUUCCCAUCCCCAAGGCCAACCCUUUAACCCAAACCCACACCAAGACCCCUGAAUGCCAUUAAGCUAUGGGGUCCUCUUAAAAAGCUGAUGCUUGAAAUAUAUCCCUUUUAUUUGCACAGAUCUUUUUGCUGAGGUAUAUUUCAGGUGAAUCAUAUGACAAUAAAUAGAAUGCAUUUUUAAGGAUGACAGUGAUUUAUGUUUAAUUAUGUAACAUUUAAUGGCUGCAAUGUUUUUCCAUGGUAACCCUGAUAUAAAAAAUGAUUUCAAUAUUAUUUUUUUAAUGCUCACAUUCCUUGGAAGUGAAACUGAAAAUAUGGGAAAAAUAUGUUGAUUGCAAAACAAAUAAAACCAAAUGACUUGUUAGAUGCCUUUUGCUUUCGAUGAGAAUCUUGCAUUAAAACAGUUUAUCCCCACAAGA
Myripristis murdjan (pinecone soldierfish) is the source of this 1622-nucleotide messenger RNA. Its product is annotated as cysteine-rich and transmembrane domain-containing protein 1. The coding region runs from base 155 to 559 and encodes 134 amino acids. The record is from RefSeq and is a predicted model, not a curated record. Lineage: Eukaryota; Metazoa; Chordata; Actinopteri; Holocentriformes; Holocentridae. Gene Ontology annotation, cellular component: extracellular exosome. The transcript has 3 exons.